AUGACCUGUUUGAGCAUAUCAAGGCUUCAUUCCCUGCUUUCAACUUUCAUCCCACGCGUCCUGUCCCCAAAAAGCCCACGUGAGGCUGUUUUAUUUGGAGGACCAGAUCCUAAAAGAAGCUCGACGCUCGUUUCUACCAAUUCAGAUAUUCCUAUGAUGUCGAAAGAAGAGUCUAUCUUGACUGCACCGUCAGGCUCUGGUGUUUCUGCAAAAAGCGCAGUACUACAAAGCUUGCACACCGUGCGUAUUUUGUUUCCUCGCAAUGGAACUACAAUCAUGGAAGAUGUCAAAAGCAAGGGCCUUGAUGAUGUGGUGCUUGAUGCCAUUGUUCUCCAAGAUCUUAGUGCUAGGCACCAAGCCCAGGAUGACCAGGGUAACACAAUAGAUGCAUUUCCGGCCGAUCUUGCGGUUCGCGAGGCUGGUAUCUCACGAGUUUGGGCGAAGUAUGGCAUUCCAAAAUUCAUUCCUCUGAGCAUCGAUGAUCCGAUUGUCUUGAACCAACCGACAAAAGACCUCGAUCAAAAAAAGGCUCUAUGUUACCAGCGCCUACACUCAAGAUAUCUGCACGAGCACGGAAGAAGAAAAAGGCUCGCAGAAGUGUUUGGAUAUGAGAUUUCUGUGGAUUUGGAAAAUUGGUAUAAAGUGUCACUGCAAGACAUUGGCAGCCGCCUAAGAAGUCUCGGGUACUAUUGA
Molecule: messenger RNA, 693 nt
Organism: Penicillium salamii
Lineage: Eukaryota; Fungi; Ascomycota; Eurotiomycetes; Eurotiales; Aspergillaceae
Source: the annotation of a GenBank genome assembly